Molecule: messenger RNA, 232 nt
Organism: Dentiscutata erythropus
Lineage: Eukaryota; Fungi; Glomeromycota; Glomeromycetes; Diversisporales; Gigasporaceae
Source: the annotation of a GenBank genome assembly
AAAUAAAAAUCAAAGCAGACCUCUGUUACAUAUAAUUGAGGAGACUGAAUUUGAGAGAGAGCUAUAUGAACUCCACUCGAAUAUCAUAGGUGGACAUUUCGGGCAAGGAGCCCCACAAUGGUAUAAAGAGUUAUAUUCUAUUAAAGUAGAAGCUCUAUUCAGCAGAGUAGGUAUUGAUAUAGUAGGCCUUUUAAAGAUAUUACAAAAGAAGGAAACUGUUAUAUUGUUGUAG